ACUCUCUGCAGUUAUUUAGUGAAGUAGAGACUCAAACUAAACGAGAAUGCUCUCCCAUGUGUCUCCACUAGCCCCAAUCAGAAAAGGCGCUACCAACACUGUACUGCCCCUUUAAGACCUGCUCGCUCUCGGGCUCUACAAAAGGGAGUGACCUCUGGGCUUUGACAGCUCCCCUAAUAACUACCACCACGCAGGCCCCGCCUACCUGGCGGCCAGCCGCGCCGAUUGGCCUGCAGGCCGGUAUCCCGUGCUCUGAUUGGCCUGCCGCUUCCCCUGAGCGAACCUUUAGAACUCUGAGACAGACAAUAUUCUGUUACAUUGUAGCAAAAUGGCGACUGUCAUUCACAACCCCCUGAAAGCGCUUGGGGACCAGUUCUACAAGGAAGCCAUUGAGCAUUGCCGGAGCUACAAUUCACGGCUGUGUGCAGAGCGGAGCGUGCGUCUGCCCUUCCUGGACUCGCAGACUGGGGUAGCCCAGAACAACUGCUACAUCUGGAUGGAGAAGAGGCACCGAGGCCCAGGCCUUGCUCCGGGCCAGCUGUACACGUAUCCUGCCCGCUGCUGGCGCAAGAAGCGACGAUUGCAUCCACCAGAGGACCCGAAGCUUCGACUCCUGGAAAUAAAACCUGAAGUAGAGCUGCCCCUGAAGAAAGAUGGCUUUACCUCUGAGAGCACCACAUUGGAAGCCUUGCUUCGUGGUGAGGGUGUGGAGAAGAAGGUGGAUGCCAGAGAGGAGGAAAGCAUCCAGGAAAUACAGAGGGUUUUGGAAAAUGACGAAAAUGUAGAAGAAGGGAAUGAAGAGGAGGAUUUGGAAGAGGACAUUCCCAAGCGCAAGAACAGGACCAGAGGACGGGCUCGUGGCUCUGCAGGUGGCAGGAGGAGACAUGAUGCCGCUUCUCAGGAAGACCAUGACAAACCCUACGUCUGUGACAUCUGUGGCAAACGCUACAAGAAUCGGCCGGGACUCAGCUACCACUAUGCUCACACUCAUUUGGCCAGCGAGGAGGGGGAUGAAGCCCAAGACCAGGACCCCCGGUCCCCGCCCAACCACCGAAAUGAGAACCACAGACCCCAGAAAGGACCAGACGGGACCGUCAUUCCCAACAACUACUGUGACUUCUGCUUGGGGGGCUCUAACAUGAACAAGAAGAGCGGGAGGCCUGAAGAGCUGGUGUCCUGUGCAGACUGUGGACGCUCUGGUCACCCAACUUGUCUGCAGUUCACUCUGAAUAUGACCGAGGCGGUCAAGACCUACAAGUGGCAGUGCAUAGAAUGCAAGUCCUGUAUCCUGUGUGGGACCUCGGAGAACGACGACCAGCUACUCUUCUGCGAUGACUGUGACCGUGGUUAUCACAUGUACUGUUUAAAUCCCCCAGUGGCCGAGCCCCCAGAAGGAAGCUGGAGCUGCCAUUUAUGCUGGGAGCUGCUCAAAGAGAAAGCCUCAGCCUUUGGCUGUCAGGCCUAGGGCCUCAGGUCACAGAAUGUGACAUGCCACCAGAGAGGCUGAACUGGAGUCCUGUUUGAUCCAGAUGGAGCUCUCCUCCCGCAUAUUCACACAGACCAACUGUAAGGAAAAUGAAUAGUUACAGAAGGGCAUGGACAUGUGGAACCGAGAGGGCAAGGUCUCUACUCACCUACCGCCCUGCCUGUGACCUCCAGCCUCACACGUGGUACUUCAGCCAGUCCUUCCUCAUUUCUACCAGAGGGAGCUUGCACUUUGGAAGAACAAUCCAGCCCCAGCCCUGUGGAAUCUUCUUCACAUUCACCCUCACAGUGCAUCCCUCUCAUUGCUUCUCAUUUUAGCGGAAGCCAUUUUGUGACUGCUCACCAAUCACUUGUGUGUUGAUGGUGUGUGUGUGUGUGUGUGUGUGUGUGUGUGUGUGUGUGUGUGUGUUUUAAACCUAUUGUGUUUCAAGAUCCCUUCACACAGCCUCUUCACCCUUAGCUUAGGCUCUUCAUCCUAAAUUUUCACAGAGGAACAAAAUGCUGUGGAGAAGUUGUCACUUAUUACAAGCUUCCCUGGAAAUGUCUACGUUUGGAGGCCAUCUUGAAGAUGGAGCUUGGAAACCUCUUGUUUAAGAAGAGUUGCAGUUUUCAAACCUCAGCUGGGAUGGUUUUGAUCCACUGCACCACCAUUUGAUGAGGGGUGGAGAGGGUCCGAGAGAUGGGAGGAAAAAUUGGGACUCCAGCAUAACCAGUUAGUAUUUGCUGUUCAUCAAGAGAGACUUGGCAAGGGACCCAGUUGUUCUUUGACCUUCAGGACUGUGGUGUCCUUGAGGUGAGACAAACCACAGUUUACAAACACAGAAAAGUGCUGAAGAUUCCCGGUGCCUCCCGACUGAAUUGAGUGUCAAGGCCUGGCUCAAUUUCCGCUGGUGGGAGUCAAGCAUCAGAGAGGUGGGCAAAGGCUGCCCAUUCAAUGGUCUGAUGUUGGAGGAAAGAGUGUGUAGCUUUGAGAAACCCUUCAGUGUUAAUGCUACACUAUGAAUUCCUUUCCCGGGCAAUUUCCGCCUUCUGUGGAGUAUGUGUUUGCCAGUGACUACUGUGACGUGACUGGAAACUUCAGAAUGGAGGAGAGAGGAUCAUUACUUAACUAGAUCAUUGAGUGUGGUGAUUACUUGUGACGAGGUGGCCAUGAUUCAGAACCCUCACCUUGUACCUUAAGCUCCCCCGCUAUGAGCUGGACUCCCGUUUGAAAUAAGAAAGUUUCCAGAGAAAGAGGUAGGGAGGCCUAGAUUCCGAGAACUCUGUGUGUCGGAUGACAGCCUUGUGGGCUGGCGUGGGUUGGGCUGUCUUUGAAUCACAGCAACAGCAUGAUGAUUGACAUAUUUCUAGAAAAAAAAUCAUUUGCCCAAAGGGCAGGUCUCAGUGAGCAGGACCCUCGCGCAUGCUCUGCUUCCCUGAAAUCAGCUCCGUCGCCGCCGUGGUCCAGCAGCUUGCAACAAAGGCCUGAGUUAUUUUUAGUCUUCAGCUCCUGAAGAAGCCCCUGGAGACCUGGGCUAGUUGGGCCACUCUGCCCAGAUGCAGGCUUGCCUCUGCCUCCGCCACUCCGCAGGAGUCGUCCUCCCCCUGGCUAAUUGCUCUUGGCACCUGGACCCAGGGCAGCCUGGCAUGGAGCCAAGUGGUGUGCCCUCCCCCCAACUCCUUUGCAGAGUGACCUGUGGCAAGAGAGUGGGGGUCACUCUCCUGCAGGCCCUGUGGCCUCAGAGCUAGUUACAUGCAUACAUAAUAAUCUCAUUUAAAGGGCCCCUGUCCAGACAGCAUUUCUGCCUUCCUCACAAGCUCUCUUCUUCCUCCUGCUGGUUGCUGAGCCUGUGUGGAUUCUAAAGGCCCAGGGAAGGGCUGCAGGGAUAGCCCAUCUCCACAGAGUGGCACAUCUCCUCCCUAGACUCUGCUGGCUUACUCUCUCUUCCCACAAAACCUAAAGCAGGAUCUCCUCAAUGGCUAAUUAUUUGGUUGGGCAUUUGUUUUAAAUUAAAUUUAGGGGGGGAAAAAGGUCCAAAUGUUCUGGAAUGCUACACUGGCUUAAAAGUGGGAAAAAACAAGUCCAAAACCCCAAACUGUGGCUCUGAGACCUGACAGGUCCCCUUCUGGGGUGUGCAUGAGUCCGUUCUUUAUAGACAUGCAGAUGGGGUGGGGGUGCUCCCUGUUCUAUAUCCAGCCAUGCUUGCUCUGCCCACCCAAGCUGAGGGGGAACAGGCUUCCCUAGCCAAGUCAAGGCACCAGCUGGAGCUUGCCCACAGUGCUGGGGUUAGCUGAGCUCUGGGUGACAUAAGGAAGGCGCUUAGGGUUCCCUUCUGUUUCACUAAGUCCUGCAAAAUGGGCUCAGCCUUUCUGUUUCGGAGGCUUCAGUGUGGUUCCCCAUGCAGAAAGUGGGGAGAGCAGAUCAGCUUGUGAGAUGCCCUGUCAGGGUGUGACAGAGCCACCUCCUGUGUGGGAAAAAGAAGGUGCUGGUAAAGUAAAAUUGGUAUCCACUUUCUCUGAGCGCGGGAAUCACUGGUUCAGGGUUCGAAUGUCCCCUCUACCCGAGUAGUGUAUGACCUUGGACAAAUCACUUAGCAUCCUCAAAUCUCAGUUUGCCCAUCUGUAAAAUGGAAAUGCUGACACUUGCCUUUUCUAUUCCACAGUGACAUUGGGAGGGGCCCAAAGUAUAAUGUUAUAUAAACAACCAUCACCAGAGCCCAGCUUGUCUGUAGGAACUCCAAAUGCUUUCUGAAGCCACCUUCUUGUGGAUUCUAGCCAAAGCUAGAGACCUUCUUGGAAACUUCCUUUUAAUGGAAGGAGGUUUACACGCCAAGGGCUAGGUUAUCUGUGGUCAGGGCUCCUAAGCCAGGGCUGUGGCCAUGGAGACCAGGAUUGGGCAUGGGUGGUAAUGGGAAGUGUUCAGAGGCUGGGGACUUGAGGAUGAAGAUACUAUAAAUGCAUGUGCAUGCGGACAGACAGAAAUACACACACACACACACACACACACACACACACACACACACACACACACCAGCAUGAUUAACCACUGGGAGUGGGAGCCAACUUCUGCAGAGGGCACUAUGUUCUUGUUUAAAUGUAGCGUCACUUUCUAGCUGGUUAACUCUGGCCAAGUGGCUUUGCCUCUCUGAGCCUCACUGCGCAUGUGUGUGAGGUAGAGAAACAUGGCCUGUUUAGAAAUCUAGCAGGGAUAGCAGAGUAAUGCUGAUAAGUAUCUUGGUGUAGGCCUUGCUAAAAAGAGGGCCUCCCGCCUGUGGUAGCCACUGUCAUUCUGUGCAGAGGUCACUGAGGGGAAAGAAUGAUGCUGUUGAGUCCCCCUCUAAUCCCCGCCAGGGUUAUAGCGUUCUCCAGCCUUCUAUCCUUAUAUGGUGGCUGAAGGGUUCCUGCCGGAAAAUAAACUCUUAUUUCCGUCUAGACACUUUUGAGACCCUGCAUCUGGGGCCUGCAGCAGAUCCAGGACAGGCAACCUGGUGUAGGAACAGGAAUGGUGCUCCUGAUGAGAACGGACAUUCCUGUCAUCUUUCUCAACCCCUCCUGAGGCAGAAGCCACCGGCAGGUCCCUAGACUCUGCGGUAUGUGUUUGCCUCCGGGCCAGCUAGGAAGCCCAGGCUAGGUGGAGAGAGCAGCUGCUUCCCUGGGCUCAGCCUGAGAGGCCCUCCUGUGGAUAGCUGAGAGAGAGAGAGAGAGAGAGAGAGAGAGAGAGAGAGAGAGAGAGAGAGAGAGAGAGAGAGAGAGAGAGAGAGAGAGAGAGAGAGGAGAGGAUCACUUCUGCAGGGAAGGUUGGGGGAGGCUUUGCAGGGUCUGGGGGAGGAGUCUGGGUACCACUCAUGGUAGACUUUAGUCUUCAAGAACAAUUCCUUCCAGCCCUCCUUUUAAAAAGCCCAGGUAUUCUAAGGAAGAAAACAAUCAUUGUUACUUUUCAAGUUCAGGAAGCCUACGUUCUGCUGUGGGUAGAAGAAAAGAUCAUCGGCAGCCAGGCUGCAGCAAGCAUGGAAGAGGGCCGUGGUUUCCUCUCCCAGCUGCAAGUGUGAGGCAGCCUUGCUUGGCCAGUGGCCCAGGCAGGGUCCUGAGAACCUCCUGGCCUGCCCUCUGCCACUGGGUUUGGGAGUGCUGAGGUGAGACUUCUCUCUCCUCCUGUUCACUAAUGUCCAUCCUUAGGGAAUCCCCAAAUCCCAAAGGGUGAAGUUGGCUCCCAGGCCACAGUCAUGCCCACAUUACCACUGGAAGUGUUUGGGUCCCAGGCCUGGCUCAGGCAGGAGUAGAACACUGGUGUCCUUUCAGUAGGCCAGCAUUCCUGAGUUGGAGUUGGGAAGGGGAGUCAGGGGUUAGUGAGGAAGCCAGGCAAAACCUAACAAAGAGAAGAGAGGGGAAGGAGCCUUGAGUAGGGGUGAGAGUGUACUAGAGGGGGCUGUAAGCAAAGGGCCAGGACAGGGGAGUGAACAAUUAUCAGAACACGCUUUUCCCUCAGUCCUUUGGUCCUGGAAAACAAAAUUGUUUGAAAAAAAGAAACAAAAGCCAGACCUUGGCCUGGUUGUGGACAAAAGCCAGCUCUCCUUUCUCUGGGCCCCCUGGACUCUGGAUCCAUGUUGGUUAAGGGGGCCAUCGAAGGGCAAGGAGGGUGGGACUGGUGCCCCUCACCCAGUGGAACUAGGAAGGACCCCCAGGCUCUGGCCUGAGUCCGCAUGGAUUUUCCCACUCCCACAAAUGAGUGUCCUUGUAACAUUCGGACGUCAGCUGCUGAGGCCCCUCUGGUCUAGGUUGGCUGGGGCCAAGUGACAGAUGGUAGCAGAGUGAGCGUGGUGCUAGCCUCCAGCCUUGGGCACGGCCGCAAUUUCAGGCUUUGCUGCUGCAGGGCUUGGGCCCACAGGUCCCGACUCUAGCAGUUGGAAAGGGAAGCAGGAGGGCCGGGCCAGCCUUUUGCCUACCACCUGGCAGGACAGACAGCCUUGCCUCUACCUCCCUGUCCCCCACUGUCUGCUGCCCAUUUGGACCUUAGCUCAGCUUUAUCUGUGUCACCGCUGAGGAAUGGGGAGGACUUCAUAUUUUUUAUUUGUCCCGAAUCCACAAGUCUCCCCACUGCAGCCCCAACUGCCAUUGAGGUCAUCUGUGAGUUGGGUUCCUUUCCCAUUCCCCAGCAUUCUCAGGGCUUGGGGUCUCUAGGAUCCUCUUUCCGAGGCCAUGGUUGCCUGCCUUGAGGGUGGAAACAGCAGGAUGGAUGGAUUGAGAGCUGGAAAUGUCUUUCUAAUGAGGCUGGGGACCCUCUGGUGUUUGGAGGGACAGGGGGUAGGGGACUGGGAAAUCUGCAGUAGGUCAGAGGGAAGAGAGAGAGGAGGAUGCAGGAAGAUGAACAGAAUGGGCCCUUUGAGCAUCAUAUCGGUUGCUGCUGGGAAGGCUCAACUGCCAGGCUGUUCAAACUGGGCUGUAGGAGAGGGGCCCAUAGGAAGUAACUUCAGGAAGCCCUGAAGUAGGGGAGGGAGGCUCCUGUUUUGCCAUUUCUACAUCAAAUUCAUCUCUCAGAAGAGACAGAAACUUCUCCCUGUGAGGAGAAAAACCUGGAAGCCCGGAGCAGGGUGUCUUAGAUUCCUCUGGGUUCUGAGUGGGCUCUGGCUAUGUCUCCUGACUGAUCAAAAGUGAUCCUCGGCAUCUGUGAAGCUGUGAGGGGUGUCAUAGGGCCAGGGGGUACAGGGGUGCCCUGUUGGAGUCUAUGGCAGCCUCAGGUGGAGGAGCCAGCAACCUUAAACAAGGAAUGCUCCACAGUUUCCCCAUCUUGGGCCUCACCAUGAACAGGAGCAUUUGUGCUGAUGGUGACAUUUCCCAGGGCAUGGUAGAGGAAGGCAGUAUUGGGCUGGCAGGCAGCCAGAAGCCUCUUCCAUAGAGAUACAAUUACUAAUAAUGACCUCUAGCCUGGAAGCAAAUAAGAUGGCCAUUCAGGUUGGCACCCACUGGGUCUGGCAAAUCUAAGAGCUGGAGCUGGGAAGGGACAUUGUAGGAAACAGAGAAGACCCAUGAGGCCCUGGGGCCUUUGUAUCCCUCAGCAGGCAGCUUCGAGAAAUCCCAGCCACCGUUUCCACUCACUCUAUCUUGUUAGCUUGCCUUUCUUCAUCUCUAUUGUUGUGUUGCUAUUAUUAAUAUUGAUAACGAGAGCAGGGUGUGUGUGUGUGUGUGUGUGUGUGUGUGUGUGUGUGUGUGUGUGUGUGUGUGUGUUGACCCGAAGAAAGCCAUUGGUGUUGAUCCAAGAGCAGUGGGAGAGCCAGGAGCAACCAGGUAAGAUGUCCCUUAACUGUCCCAGAGGUUUUCCACAGCCAGAGACUCCAGUGCCCAGUCUAAACAACCACUAGAUUCCCACAGAGGGAUGCUCUUGGCCCUUCCCACCUUGCCCCUCCCCCACCUCUGCCUAUUUGGGAGACACAGCGAGGAUUUGAGAAGAAGAGGAAGCCUCAACUAUGUAAUGAAAACGGUGCAAAGACAGUAUGGCUGGAAUUAGGCCUGGGUCGCUCUUGACUUUGCCUGCCCUUUCUUGUUCAUUCCCCACGGUGACCUCCGGUGACCUCCGUUCUCCUCCUCUCCUGCCUCCUCCCUCCUCUGCCCUUGCCCUGUGUUCCCUCUAGCCAUGCAAAUGCUAAAGAGUGCCGUGGUGGCUGGAAGAAACAGCAGCAUGAAAGAAAAAUACACCCCUGUGCGUUUUCAACAUGUAGUUGAAGAAGUCUAAAUUAAGGACUGGGGGAAAUAAAGCAAAAGAAACAUGGCCGGAUAAUAUAGGAGUGAAGCAUGAAAACAGAAUCUCGGGGCAGAGAUGAUGUGGAGCAGGUGGGUUGGGUCAGCAGGGAGCCCUAGCUUGCCAGUGUGUCAGGUCCACGUGGCAUUUGGGGGAAGCAGGCGAAUCGUGCUUUUGGAACAAAUGGUCAAGUGCUUAGAAGCAUUUGUGCUCCCCUGUCAGGCAAGGGAAAGGAUGUCCAGCCUAGCUGCUGCUGUGUCCUCCAUGCUUGUCCACCCUGGUUACUUUUCUCCCUGGAGGCAGAUGAACACAUCUCUUGCCUGCCAAGAGCGAGCGCUGGGCAAGCUGGUACCGGCUGAGGCACUUGGCAGGGGGCUGGAUAUGCGCAGAGCAAUGGACUUGGUCUGCAGGGGCUGGAAAAACAACCUCACCCUUGCCCAGCCUUUGGAUUACAUUAUCGGCUGUAAACGUAAAAAUAUUCCUGGAACUCCUGUUAAAUAUCCUACCACCAGGAAAGGGUUGGUUAUACGUAUGUAUGUUAAUUUCUGUUUUGCACAUAUGUUCAUAUGAUGAGCAGGUAGAAACAUCUGGUUAUUUCCACCUUCUGGAAGUUAGGGAGAACACAACUGGUCCCAGCCUCCUUGUUUUGAUUUGUUAUCCCGAACACUAGCUGCCAUAGAAGAUACAUAUCCUUAGCUCAGAGAUGCCAUGGAAAGUAUUCGUCUUUAGCAUCAGAGUCAGGGAGAUGAGGAAUGGGGGUACCUCGCUGAAGUGUGUCAGACAGUCAUGGAAUCUGAGGUUAUAGCUCCAAAUGCUAUCUUUGGAUUUCUGGAGUGAAGGUCAGGGAGAUGUAAUUGGCAGGGUAUGAUCAGUAGUGAGAAUUAACUGGCUCAUGCCUGAGUUGAGUGGACACCCACUGAAGCCCUGCUGGCUUGGGCUCAGCCUCUAGGGACCAGUUUCUGUUAGGGUCUAGCUGGCUUAUGUGGAUACGGCCCAGCAUCAGGCAUUUCCAGUACACCUGGCCAGCGGCUCUUCACAUCCUAGCUCAGGCUUCAUUGACUCCAACUUGUCGAUAUUGACAGCGCUGGGGACAAAGAAUUUCUUUCCUCUCCCCCUCUUUCUGCACGUGUCACAACCAGGUUUUAGCUUUCAGAUAUUCCCCCAAGGAGUCACACCAGGCUUGUUUGCCAGCUAAAUGCUCACCUUGGGGGAGGCCUGUUCACAAGCAACUGUAGGUUUAGCUGUUGAUGGUCUUAGAGAAGGCUCUUCUGGACCCUGGGAGGACACAGCCCUCAGUAGGAGGGACUGUGGGGUCCCUAGGGACAGCCAGAAUGAAGCUUGGCUGUGAAUCUGAUUUUAAAGUGCCAGAGAACAAGAAACACAUACUGGAGUUUGAGCCAUUUGAAAGCUGCCAGGCAGGGUUCUUUUGGUCCACAUCUCCUUUGAAUCAUUAGCUCCUCACUGUCCUUAGUGAUAGCGUAGUAUGGAAGCAUGAGGGAAGGCCACCCACCUGGAUCCUGUCCAAGCCAGACUGGUGGCACAGGCCUCAGGCAGCUGGCAGCAGACUAUGAGCUCCCUGCCCCUGAAUUCACAAUGGACCUGGGAUCCCCAGAGCUAGUGGACCAAGCUCUGAGAGGACCCCCUCUCCCCAUCUCCACUCUAGUGUUCUCAGACCCCUUCCUAUCCUGAGGCUGGCCUGCUGGACAGUUAGCAAAUGCAAAUCUGAGGAGUGACUGGCCUGUGCACGUGACAGUCCAUUUGAGAAGGGGCCAGAACUACGUCCUACCCAGUGUCUCCUCCCUGCCCUACAUGUGUUUAGGCUGAGGACAACCUUAAGGCCCAGUUUCAAAUAACACUUUAUCCCUGAUAGCUAAGAUGUGGAAGAUCUCCACGGGAAGAUACACAGAAUUGAUUUUCUUCUUCUGGUUGGCUAAUCCCCACUGUGUCUCCCAUCGGGGAAAGGCUGGCUCGGUGGCUUUGGUAAGGGUUUUCCUGAGUGAGCUUGGGCAGGAGGUCCGUAGGGUGGGAAGGAUUUGAGAGAAAGAUGUCUUGUGAGGAAUCUCAUAGCUACAUGGGCUUCCAGAGAUCCACGGAGGUCUUGAGUUAAGUCAGGAAUGUGAGGCAUUUGGGAAAGAGCUGGUUUAAGUCUUCGUGUCUCUGUUAGUAUCUGAGCUGACCCUGGACGUCUUGCAGCCUUGGGGAUUACCACCCUAGACUGCUUUGGGUUGCAUUUGGGAAAGGGUUCUCAGUCCCUGGUGAUGGUCUCGUGACCUCGGGAAUCAUGGGAUCUCCACUGGUACCUAUUGACCUGGCUGAGGUGUGAUACACACUUCUUCCAGUGGGCACAAGGGAGAGACGCCAUCCGGGCACUUUAUCCUCCUCCGUAUUGCUGCAAGCUUGCUUAUCUCUCACUCACCACUCCCUCAGCGCCUUGAGGAUCUUCAUCACACAAGGAUGGCCAAGAGCGUCGGCCUCCAUCACUGGCAAUCUCUGCGAAUGAAGAUCUUCCUUUUAUGCCUUUGAACAUUUUUUCCCCACUGGACCUUGGGACCCAGCACCACGCUGCCUCUUGCUGACUGAACAACCUAGAGUUUUUUUUGCCUUGAGCUGCUUAGCUCCGGUGCACAGGAUGUGGGCUGGCACAGCUUCCACGAGGUUACAGAAAAGGGCUGCCGAUUUGGGAAGCUGGGUGUAAUGGGCCGAAGAUGAAUUUCCAUCCAGCUUGCUUUGCUGCUUUGAAGAGCAAGCACAGCAACAAACAGACAGGAAGGCCGGCCAACCCCAGCUCCACCGCCUCCCCCCUCUUCCAGGUGUGUUGGGACUGCACAUGUAUAGCUGUGUGUGCCCCUGUCCUUCCGUCCUCUGGGGAUGCUUUUUUCUCCCAUGUAUCAAGUCUUGGUCUUGUGACUCCCAUCGUGAAAGGUGCUGUGCUGUCCCCACCCUGCCUAAGGGAUGUAUGGGAUCUCUUGGUAUUUCAGUAUUGGAAAGGAGGCCGUGCUUAUCUUCCCUUACCCCAAGGACACAUACUGGUUCUGACUCCCUAGAGAGCUGGCACAUUGCAAGGAGCUCCAAGAGAAUCUGAAGGUUGGAAUUCGCCCAUAUCUGGAUUUAACUCUCUGACUGGGGCUUACCUGGAAAGCCGGCUGUCUGGAAGGACUGCCUAUGUGCCAGGGCCCUCCCCCUCCCUGUCUUUCCUCCUGCCCUGACUCAGGAGGGAGGCCUUGGAGACGUCAGAACCUGAGCAAAUGGCUAAGCAUAUGAGUAUCUAGCAGCCUUUACCUCAGAAUCACUGGAUAUCCCAGCCCCUCAGAGGACCCCUGCACGUUGGUAAAGACUGAGCCACAGCCCCCUGCCUCUCCUUGCUGUGGUUAGUAUCUUGUUCUGUGACUGAUUAGCAGUGUUGACUAUCCAUGUAGCAAACCUUUUGUCUGCAGUUUAGAGAAUGUGUAAACAAAUAAAAGCUUUAGACCUCU
Messenger RNA from Peromyscus californicus insignis, 11670 nucleotides. It is a transcript of the gene Dpf3, whose product is annotated as double PHD fingers 3. NCBI's taxonomy places the organism in Eukaryota, Metazoa, Chordata, Mammalia, Rodentia, Cricetidae. The transcript has 11 exons. The record is from RefSeq and is a predicted model, not a curated record. Bases 329 to 1465 code for a protein of 378 amino acids. Gene Ontology annotation, cellular component: nucleus.